AUGACUAACUGCAACACCACAGGCGCUUCUAGACGCAUGUCUCGAGCCAGUUCGCCCACUCUAUCCGACGUGUCCGUAUUCUCAGUAUUCUCGAGAUCUCCAAGUCCAGUGCCCGACUAUGAGACGCUCCUUCUUCGACCGCAGCAUGCGAAGGUCGUUGGUGGUUUCGGGGUAGCUUCUGAGACACUCCGGGGUACAGAUGGACGCUCUGCCUCGCGCAUUCCUAAGAGAGCCCGUUCUCCGGUAGCAGAGAUGUCGCCCAAGAAGCUGCGAAUUGGUCCGCCGCACCAUUCUUACAGUCCACAGAGCCCGAAGAGCCCGAAGAGCCCAAGAACUCCUGGGAACCGUCUCGCAGGAGAAGAUGGCUAUGGUACGCUGGAGGUGCUGCCAAAAGAGAUACGUCAAGCGAUCUAUGGUCAUGCAUUUGAUAUCGACCUUCCAGUUACAGUCAGGAAUUGCUGCGGACUUGGCACAACCAAGCGGGAGCAGGACGCUUGCAAGAAACACGGUCUUGGAACCAUUCCGCGAACUGGCAGAUUCAACAUCCUACAGGUGUCGAAUGCGAUCAAAGAGGAGGCGUCGUGGGUGCUCUUCAAUCAAAGCUCCAUCCUCAUCAACGCGAACGAUUCAAUCACACCGUACCUAGCCGGCUAUCGUUCACCAAGCCUUCUUCAGCUAUCGACCUCCAUGCAGCACGAUCAGCGCAUAGUGGAAAUGUGGAUGUCAGUCACAAAGUUCAAAUUCGUCCACAUCCAGAUCCUAGAGAAGCAGCUGAGGUGGGAAGACCCGGGGCACCCUCCUUCAUCGCUGACCCCCCACUUCGUCACGAUCAACCUUAUCACCCUAUUCAGCGAGAUAUUCCCCUUCAACACUGGAGAUAUAGCAUUGACUAAACGCGCUGAAGAAAUCUACCGGAGGCGCGGCACCGUUCGCCAUGUGAGUAUGACGGAUUGGAAGAAGAUGAGGUCGGACAGCAUCUUCCAUCUGAAGCGCUUGGUGGCGACUGUGGGCAAGUACGGCGGCCUGCCGCGAUGGGUGUUCCUUGCGCACACGUAUCUCGACGAGGAAGAUGAGCACAGGGGCGGCGCGGCGCAGUUGCACGCUUUCCAGCGUGACUGCGCGGAGAACGGGCUGGCGUUUGAGAGCAGUGGUUGA
Dothidotthia symphoricarpi CBS 119687 is the source of this 1155-nucleotide messenger RNA. RefSeq lists its product as uncharacterized. The record is from RefSeq and is a predicted model, not a curated record. The coding region runs from base 1 to 1155 and encodes 384 amino acids. Lineage: Eukaryota; Fungi; Ascomycota; Dothideomycetes; Pleosporales; Dothidotthiaceae. The transcript has 4 exons.